UUCACCUCACUUCUCUGGCUCUUUUACCGCAGACGACGAGACGAAGACCGACCUCUGUCUCGGCGUACCUUCUGUCCCUACCCGAGGAACAAAUCGGUCACCUUCUCCCCUACCGCCACUGACCCCCGUGCGAUCGUUGGGAUCGAGCCAGGUGAUAAAAUUCGUUGUACAUUGCACCUCCGGAAAUGAGUUUGGACAAUGAAGAUCAGGAACUGCUCGAAAGAAAAUAUGUAUCUGAAAAGCAGCCUAAAGUAUCAUAUACAAGAGAAUAUCUUUUGUCUUUUAGCAACUUGGAUAUUUGCAAAAAAUUGCCCAGUGGAUUUGAUGCUUCAAUAUUGAGCAGUGAGUUCGAUGAAGCAUCAAUUAUUGUAAAUGAGCAACAAAGAGGUGUUGGAAGAUUAACUUUUCAGAGUACAAAGCACAGUGAGUAUGGAUCAUCACCGCCAAAUAGGUUAGAAACCACAGGUAGUUUUCCUCGAGGAAACUUUGGGAGGUGGGAUGCACAUUCGUCUGGAACUAGCAAUAAAGAUGGAGAUGUUCAAGCUAAUCAUGAAGGAAGUACUCAAGACUCUGGUAGGCAUUCUGGAACCCAAUCUCGACGUUUCUUGCAACAUCCUGAGCAUGAUGGACUUCUGGGAAGUGGUACAUAUCCAAGACCUUCAGGAUAUGCAGGAUCCUCAGCACCAAGAGCUAGAAUGGCUGGUCACUUUCAGCUUAAUAGAACUCAUGAACCUUAUCAGCCCCCACGACCUUAUAAGGCUUUACCAUUUCAACGGAAGGAUGAUAAAGAUUCAUGUAAUGAUGAAACAUUUGGUUUGGCUAAUUAUUCAAGUGAGGACAGAGUGGAAGAAGAGCAGAGGAGAAGAGAGUCCUUCGAAUUGAUGAGAAAGGAACAACAGAAAGCACUGCAAGGGAAGCAAAAGCAGAUUCCUGAUAACCAAAAAGAGAAACUUGAUGCUGAUAUUAUUGCAUUACUAGAGAACUCGGCUGAUAAGAAAAGCAUAUUGAAUGAAACUCACAAGGCGGAUGAUUCUUCUUCAUUGUCUAUAAAUGAUUCUUCCAGGCCUCCGACUAUGCGAGUGCCUCUAUCUCGGCCACUUGUACCGCCCGGUUUUUCUAAUACAACACUGAACAAAAUCCUUCCUAUUCAGCCUUCAAACACUAACUCGUCGGAGGCUAGAUUUGUGGAUACUGUGGACAACCUUCCUCUAGAUGGCACUGAUAAUGGUCAAGAAAAGAGGAACCAAACAGAUCCAUUCUUGAACAACAGAAUGCUAAACAAUGGCUCUAUAUCUGAUGUCCUUGUCAAUGACACAGAUAAAAUUGCGAUUCCAGCAUCAGGUCUUGAAGUUAUGAAGCUGUUAGCAGAUGCUGAAAACAUAUCCUGUGCAGCCUCUGGUCUUCACAAAACAAACAAAGUUUGUGAAGGAAUCCUAGAGAAUGAUGAUUCAGGCAAAAAUGAGAAGACUUCUGAGAUUACACACACACUUGUUGAGGAUAGUUCUCUGUUAAUUCUGGAAAAGUUGCUUGGUCAUUCUCUGUCAAAAAGUUCUGGCAGUCCAAUUUCCUCUGAGAAUCAAGAUUUUAAAACAGAUGAAGAGACAUGGGUUCCUACAAUUUCUGAAUCUUCUAAAUUUGCUAGUUGGUUUGUCAAAGAAGAAAACAAGCAUUUGGAUGAUUUCUCAUCAAAAGACUUGCUCACUAUGAUUGUGAAUAACGAGAACAUUGGGUCACCAGCUUCUGUGGAUUCUUCUAACAAAGCGAUUGAGCAUAUGGCACCAAGCUUACCAUUCAAACAUAGUGAUAUGACAAAGAAGCUUGAUGCAUCUCCUGCACCUAGUCCUGUUGUACUCACAUGUGAGGACCUUGAGCAGUUAAUCUUGACUGACACUAAAGGCAGCAGUUCAAAUCUGCCGCAUGCUGUUCUGGGAACGGGGAUGACAAAAGAUGGAAAAUUGGAACGGCAAAAAUCUGAAGUUGAUGAUCAUGCGUCACAACAUCUUCUUUCUUUAUUACAGAAGGGGACAAAGAAAGAGAAAGAGAUGGUAUCAGUAACAUCUCCUGCUCUGGAAAUUGGAUCGCUUGAAAGAUUUUCCAUAACUGACACAUGUUCUGGUGUUAAUCUUGGGAUUGUUGAGUCCAAUUCUUGCAACUCUGAGACAGUGUCCAGCUCUGAGAAGAACCUAACACUCGAAGCAUUAUUUGGGUCAGCAUUUAUGAGUGAGCUCCAAUCUGCUCAAGCUCCAGUCUCUGUACAAAGAGUUGUGGAUGAUGGAGUCAACACUACUGCCAUUCCGACAUCGCUUGGAUUGCCAUUUCCAAGUCCAGGUAUUAGUUUCUUAACUUCUAAUUCUCGUGAUUAUCAACCAAACAAGCCCAUUCAUGAAAUAGAUAUGGUAUUUUUGAACUUUGUUAAAGAUGUCCAAUGUAUUCUUGGCGUUGGCAAAGAGCAAAGAAACUCUCCUGUUGAGGACUUGAAAUUUAGUGCUGCUGAUUUUGAAGAAAAAGCUCCAGAAACGCACUUGCCAGAUGAGCAUAGUUUGAUUUCUGGAAUGACAUCUUCUCAGUUACCUCAUAGGAUCAAUCGUGCGAGGCCUCUUGACCCAGGGUUGGAUCCUCUUAAUAGGAAUCAACAGAUGAAGUCUAUGGGUCCUGAAGGCAUCCAUCAUGGCCCUUACCUUAAUUUUCCUGAAAAUAUUGUUCCAUAUAAUAAUCCACAUCAUGGGAGCGAUCCACGCAUCAAUCCUGCUGCCUAUAAUUUGAUGUUGCAGCAGAUGCCAAUUCCGGGAAACUUUCCCCAACAGGUAUUUCUUCAAGGUUUGCCAAGAGGUGUACCGCUAUCUCAUCCCAUGAAUCAUAUGCAAGGGUACAUACCCAAGAUCAGCAAUGUGCACAAUAUGUCAUUACAUCAUCAGCAGCCAAAUUAUGAUGGCUUGGGAAUGGGAAUGCAAGGAUCUCUUGUUGGAAGUGGCAGAAAAAAUCAUCCGGAGGCAUUUCAGAGGCUGAUCGAGAUGGAACUGAGAGCUAAUGCAAAACCAGUUCACCCUGCGGCUGCUGGCAACAUUCCUGAUAUGUAUGGUCCCGAAUUAGGAAUGAGCUUUAGGUAUAGUUGACUAUUAACAAUGUAGUGCUUUCAUAUCACCAGAAGGUUGUUGAACCCCUUGUCUGUGCCUCGGUGGAUGAUGUUUUUUUUUCUUUUUUUUAAUGCUGGUGUCUUUUUGCAUUGUGUAUGAUAGCUUUUCGAAUAGCCUCAACAGGAGGUCUGUGUAUGUUGAACUCUCCCCUCCCAGAAGAAGAACAAAGAAGUAGGAUGUAGUUGAUGGCGAUCCAGAUGAGAGGGAGUCGGUUCUUUUUUUGUACUGUGUCAGUAGCUCAUUAGAACAAAACUUUUUAAGGUUCUGCUCUAAGCCUCUAGACUGUUUUAGUGUCGGCAAGAGGACAUGGUAGGGUUUGAUAUCGGUGCAAUGCUAAGACUCUUUUUGCAGA
Messenger RNA from Musa acuminata AAA Group (dessert banana), 3486 nucleotides. RefSeq lists its product as uncharacterized. The coding region runs from base 186 to 3113 and encodes 975 amino acids. NCBI's taxonomy places the organism in Eukaryota, Viridiplantae, Streptophyta, Magnoliopsida, Zingiberales, Musaceae. The transcript has 12 exons. The record is from RefSeq and is a predicted model, not a curated record.